UUGAAUUUCUAAAAGACAAAAUCAGAACACGCCUUCUCUCUCUCAUAAGUCACAAUUCACCAACCAAAACCCCCCUUAUCUCUCUCUCACAAUUCACCUGCCCAUGCUAAACCCUAUCAGAACGCCACCACUUUCGCCGCCGGCGGUGACAGACAGCGGUUGCCGUCGUCGCCUCAUGAAGGUCUGAUUGGCCCUCGCCUCCUGGAUCCCCUUCUUUUCGACAUCGCCAGAAGGUCUGCUCAGAGUUCUUGGCGUCGCAGUCUCUGUCGUCGUUGUCAAGCCAGUCUCCGUCGUCGGCCCUGAACUCGUCUUCUCUGUCCUCGUCAUCAAGCCUCUGUCUUCGAGCCCCCCUCUCUCUCUCUCUCCGAGCUCACUUUCCUUCCUCCUUCCGUCGCCGUAAAGUGUGACAACAUUGGUGAAACAGAAGGUGAGUUGAUGAAGGUCAUGGUGAAAAAUCGAAAAAUCGAAUCAAAUCAAUCAAUUUCAAUUCAGUUUGGUUGGCCUCGGAAAAAAUCAAACCAAACCUAACCAAUUAAUUUUUUUACAAUUGGAUCGGAUGUUUUUUUUUUUCCCUAAAAACCAAACCAAACCGCGUUGCGAACACCCACAGUGUCCAUAUCUCCUCAACAGAAACAAAGGACACUAACCACGAAUAUACACCCACAAUUAGCAUUGACUUGCCCUCGCCUGCUCACCUUCUUGAGCCACCACCAUGACCUCACCGAGUCUGCACAGAUCAUUUCUCCGUUCCACCAAAACCCUAAUCACCCUGUCUUCCCAUCGCAUCAUCUCCUUCGAUUUUUCACAAAACCCAAACCAACAAUCUUUCUAUUCUUCUCGCUCCAAUUCCCCAAUUGGGUCUCCAUCUAGAGUCCAGAAGCUCAUAGCUUCCCAAUCGGACCCUCUUCUUGCCAAAAAAAUCUUCGAAUGCGCCUCUCGCCAUCCCAACUUUUGCCAUUCUUACUCUACCUACCUCAUUCUCAUCCUCAAAUUGGGCCGCUCAAGGCAAUUCUCCCUUGUCGAUGACCUUGUUCGCCGCCUCAAAUCCGAAUCCUACCCAAUCACUCCUACCUUGUUCUCCUACUUGAUCAGAGUCUAUGGCGAAGCUGAUUUACCCGAUAAGGCCCUCAAAACCUUCUACACUAUGCUUCAAUACGGUUUCAAACCUUUGCCCAAACACCUCAACCGCAUUCUUGAGAUUCUUGUAUCCCACCGUAACUUUGUUCGAACUGCAUUCGAUCUCUUCAGGGAUGCUCAUAGGCACGGUGUGUCACCCAAUACUCAGUCCUACAAUAUUCUCAUGCGGGCUUUCUGUUUGAAUGGAGAUAUUAGCAUUGCCUUCCACCUGUUCAACAAAAUGUUUAAGAGAGAUAUUGUUCCUGAUAUCGAGUGUUACCGGAUUCUGAUGCAGGCAAUGUGUAGGAAGAAUCAAGUGAAUGGAGCUGUGGAUUUGUUGGAGGAUAUGUUGAACAAAGGGUUCGUUCCUGACGCUCUGACUUACACCACUUUGUUGAACAGUUUGUGUAGGAAGAAGAAGCUUAGAGAAGCUUACAAGCUUCUUUGUAGGAUGAAGAUCAAAGGGUGCAAUCCUGACAUAGUUCAUUAUAAUACUGUUAUAUCGGGGUUCUGCAGAGAAGGGCGCGCCCAUGAUGCUUGUAAAGUUAUUGCUGAUAUGCAGAACAAUGGGUGCUUGCCUAAUGUUGUGUCAUAUCGAACUUUGGUUGGUGGGUUAUGUGACAAAGGAAUGCUUGAUGAGGCAAAUAACUACAUGAAGGAGAUGCUGUCUAAGGGUUUUUCUCCGUAUUUUGCUGUUAUUCAUGGCCUAGUAAAGGGUUUCUGCAAUGUUGGUAAGAUUGAGGAAGCUUGUGGAGUUCUUACCAAAUCGCUUGAGCAUGGGGAAGCUCCUCAUAUGGAUACCUGGGCAAUCAUAAUACCUUUAAUAUGUGAAGUGGAUGAUGUUGUGAGGAGCAGAGAUGUUUUGGAGCAAGUUCUCAAGAUUGAAAUAACAGGUCAUACUAGAAUAGUGGAUGCUGGAAUUGGUUUAGAGAACUACUUAAUUAGGAAGAUACGAGCCAAUCCAAGAGCAUCUUAAUGCAGGUUUUUGUCCCCCAUGUUGCAAAGAUGCAUGAACUCAUUAUAAUGCAGAACAAAAUGUAGUCAGCUUGAUGGCCUUCAGCUCAGCAAAGGCAAUUUCAGAAUCAUAAGAGGGAGACAUUUGGACGUCUUAGGACAAGCUGUCCUCAGUAAGGGUGCCCCAACAUGCAACAUCAGGAGUGAGCACUUUGGAAAGGCCACAAGGUGCUGUAGAGGACAAUGUGGCUCAAGGCAAAUGUUCUUGUCUUCUUGACUAGCGUAAUUUGAUUGAUGGGCCUACUUGCAUCAGUGAAGGUGUUCCCGUAGAUACUGGACUACUGGAGAAGCUGUGCAGCAUUCUCCUGUAAGUGUAGACUAUAGAGGUAGUUGGCUAGUGGCUGAAAUAGGAAGAUUCUGCUCAUGUGACAUUGGUGUUUGCCGGAGCUAGAACUUGUAAUAAUGGAUGGUUCUAAAAAUGCCUUAACAUGGAAGCUUCAUGGAAAUUGCCAAUUGUUUUUGUUAUUGAAAACAAUUUAUGGGCUAUUUGGAAUUUGGAUGUCACAUCUCACGGCAACUUCAAUUCCUCAGGAAUGGAAGAACGGACCAGCAUUUGGAAUGCCAGGGAUUCAGGUUGAUCGGAUACAUGCUUUGAAGUUCAGGGAAGUCGGAAAUGAUGCAUAAGAAAGAGCCAGAGGAGAUGGACCAACUUUAUAAACCUAACUACUUAGUAGAGGUCAGUAGUUAUUCUUUUUCUUUUCCUCCCUCAUUUAUCACCAAUGU
Molecule: messenger RNA, 2853 nt
Organism: Arachis ipaensis
Lineage: Eukaryota; Viridiplantae; Streptophyta; Magnoliopsida; Fabales; Fabaceae
Source: RefSeq, a predicted model, not a curated record